AUGAAGCUCUCUCUGCUCUCCCUGGCUGCCAGUCUCCUCCUUCUCGCAGCAUCAUCGCACGCCUCGCCUCUCCACUUCCUCCUGAAGCGUGAGAAUGCCCUGGUAGCUGCUGUUUUCGGUAGCGUGAGCGAUGGUUGCAAGCGCAGCUUGUAUAGCCUGGCGAUGGACGCGGAGGUCGAGUCGUGCUUGCACCUGCACGACUUUGCCAAGACGCUGUACAGCGUGAACCGGGCCAGCGAGAGCAUUAUCGAGCCAGUCGAGCAGUUCUUGUCCAAGCAAGUGUGCAAGAAGGACGCCUGCUCAGCGGAUGCCAUCAAUGCGGCGCAAGCCAACAUCGCAGACGACUGCAAGGACGACCUCGCCAACAAUGAUGGCUUCAACAUCGCCUACGUGCUGCAGUAUGUCCUGUCGCGCUACAAUCCUGCGAGGGAGGCUCUCUGUCUCCAGGACUCGACUCACCAGAACAUGACGUGCUCAGCACAGCAACUCGACCUCAUCCAAACCACGUUCAAUAGCAACGUCUCUCAAUCGAGCCUCCUCAAGUUCUUCCAAACCGAAGAGACACCGCUCGACACCAUGCUUCAGAGCAUCAAUGCCACGAACGAAACGCGAAGCGCCUUCUGCAACAAUUGCACGUACGCCUUCGCUACCACCUUCCUCCCCUACGCAGGGGACGACGUGCUCCUCAACUCGACGCGUCUCGACGCUCUGAGAAGCAACAUCUCGUCCAUCUGCGGUGAAAGCUUCCUGGAUGGAAAGAUGCCCGCUUCUGUCAUGAACGGGACAGCGAAGAGCCCGUCAAAGGUGCGAGCACCUGUUCCGUCGGAGAAUGGUACGGUGAGCGCCACCACGCCGGCGUCGAAUGGAGCGCUGUCGUACGGGCGAGUUGCGGCGGCUACCUUGUCGAGUGUAGGGCUCGUGCCGUUGCUACUUGCUGCAGCCGUAGCGACGGUCCUUUGA
Molecule: messenger RNA, 960 nt
Organism: Jaminaea rosea
Lineage: Eukaryota; Fungi; Basidiomycota; Exobasidiomycetes; Microstromatales
Exons: 3
Coding region: 1-960 (319 amino acids)
Source: RefSeq, a predicted model, not a curated record